Messenger RNA from Xiphophorus hellerii (green swordtail), 1066 nucleotides. RefSeq names its product CD209 antigen-like protein E. The record is from RefSeq and is a predicted model, not a curated record. The transcript is spliced from 8 exons. The coding region runs from base 78 to 965 and encodes 295 amino acids. NCBI's taxonomy places the organism in Eukaryota, Metazoa, Chordata, Actinopteri, Cyprinodontiformes, Poeciliidae.
GUUUUCAUUAAACACACAUAUAUUUAGCCACAGACUCAAAGUGACCAUUUAAGUCAAAAUGAGGAAACAGAGGUGAGAUGAAGCCUCUUCCUCCUCCUCCUCGUCUUCCUCCUCUACUUUUCAGCUCAACAGGAAGUUUCUCCAGCACAAGGCUGAAACUAGAAGAAGACGGACAGAUCUUCAGUCUGAAAGCGGCUGCAGAAACUCUGGCCUGUGUCUCCAUGAUGAGACGCCCUCAGCGCUGCAGAGAAGGUGAAAACCCAAGCAGAACCUGCAAGCUGCCAGCAGGGGGAGUAGUUCUGCUGGUUCUGGUCGGUCUGCUGGCUGCUGCUGUCAUCAUCAUCUACAGACUCUCUUUUGAUAAAAUACGAACCAAUCAGAUUCUCCAAACCCUGAAAGAGGAGAAUGAAGCUCUGAGGAGAAAUCUGUCAGAUAUAAAACCUGGAAGUACAACUUUUACAAACGCAUGUCCAACAUGUCCUCCACCUCCUGCAGUAAAAAAUCUGACAUGUCUGAAGUGUGAAGCAGGAUGGGAGCAACAUGGAGGAAACUGUUAUUAUUUUAACACCAAGAGAUCCUCCUGGACUGAGAGCCGAGAUUCCUGCGUUGAUCUGGGAUCAGACCUGGUGAAGGUCGACAGCAGAGAGGAGCAGUUGUUCCUGCAGAGCAGACUGAGAGGCUUGAUGGUGGAAGAUGAUGACAAGUUCUGGAUCGGACUGACGGACUCGGUGGAAGAAGGCAGAUGGUUCUGGGUGGACGGAUCUCCUCUGGAUGAAAGUUUGAGCUUUUGGAGUCAGAAUGAGCCUGAUGACUGGAAAGGUGAGAAUCCAGCUGGAGAAGACUGUGUGAGGAUGGGAGAGAGAGGAGGAAGUCAUGAUCUGACAUGUUGGUUUGAUAAAUCCUGUAAUGUUUCUCUUAAAAGUAUCUGUGAGAAACCAGCAGCACCAGGUCGUCCCUGUGUCUGAAGUUCAGCUCAGUCUAUAAAACAAGCUGCAGAGAUUCUGGUUCUAUAAACAUCUCAACUUUUCUUCCAGACGUGUUAAAAGAUCAAAUUCUCCACUUUCUG